UUCCGUCAGUCUCUCCGUCGUUCCGUUGGCCCCUUAACGUAAUCUAACCUGCGAAGCAUUGGAGAAACGAAAAUUUAGGGCUCUUCUCGAAGCAGUGACUCGUCCAUUAGAGAAAGAACUCAAAUUUGCAGCAAAUCAGCAACUUGAAUCAGAUUAAAAUGUUUCACUGAACCAAAUUGUUACCCUCCCUCUUCGAUCUUUUCUCAUUCUCUCUAAAUUGAAUUCGAUGGACGAGUCCUCCAGCAAUCUUCCAACCAGCCACUUGCUUGGCUCAGUCCCGGCUGUUGUUAGUGAAGGAAAGGCAGCCACUAACCAAGAAGUUCCUGGUGCAAAUUUGCAAAUAUUUCCUCCCAAUAAUGGUGCAAGUAGGGGCCCGGGAUAUCAAACUCUCGGUGGUACCACUGAUGGUGAUGCACAACAGUCGACAAACAACUGGAAAGGAGUUUUUAGUAUCUCUUCUUACACCCAAUAUUUUAAUAUAGAUACAGACAUUUUGUUGAGCAGAUUGAUCAGUUCUUUGUAUCCUAUAAGUGGAGAUUUUUUCAGCAAGAUUGAUGCCAACCCAGACCUCUAUGGACUUGUUUGGAUCUCCACUACAUUGGUAUUUGUGAUUGCGUCGCUUGGAAAUUGUGCUACCUACCUAAUGCAUAGAAGAAGUGAUCGCAGUACUUCAUGGACUUUCGACGUCAGUUAUUUAAACGUGGCAGCUUGCUCCAUCUACGGUUAUUCGCUGAUAGUGCCACUGGCAUAUUACUUUUUGCUUCGGUACCUGGGAUCAAAUGCAAGCCUGAUACGCUUUUGGUGCUUGUGGGGAUAUUCCCUUUUCAUUUUCAUUCUAAGUUCUUUCCUGUUGGUUAUUCCAGUCGAGUUUCUGCGGUGGACUAUCAUAUUACUCAGUGGUGGUUUAUCAGCCAGCUUUGUUGCUUUGAACCUCAGAUCUUAUAUACAAGAGAGUGAAAUUACAGUAGUGGUUAUUUCUGCAUUUGUCCUGCAAAUGGGUCUGGCAAUCUUUAUCAAGAUGUGGUUUUUUGCAUAAAGCUCGAUUUUGGUUUGGUGUAUCUUGGGUGGCAAUUUUAUCAUUUGGGUUUUACUGUAUUGGGGUAAAGAGUUGUGAAAUGGAGUGGAAGCUAAAUUGUUGCGAACUUAUGGUGAUGUGGUUUUGUUGUCUAUGAAAAUUGAGGAAUUUGAACAUCAUUUAGACCAUUACAUAGGUUUCUGCAAAUAUACAAUGUAUGUAUUUGUCCUUGACAUGUCUAAAGAGUUGCACAUUGUUUUGGCUACUGCUUUAUAUUCGAUAGUGCAGCUUUACGGGAUCUUUUAAUCCCCGUCGUCA
Messenger RNA from Olea europaea var. sylvestris, 1333 nucleotides. Its product is annotated as protein YIPF1 homolog. The coding region runs from base 227 to 1036 and encodes 269 amino acids. The transcript has 6 exons. Gene Ontology annotation, molecular function: small GTPase binding. Gene Ontology annotation, biological process: vesicle-mediated transport. The record is from RefSeq and is a predicted model, not a curated record. Lineage: Eukaryota; Viridiplantae; Streptophyta; Magnoliopsida; Lamiales; Oleaceae. Gene Ontology annotation, cellular component: Golgi apparatus; membrane.